GUACUGUAGAUACAGAGGCUUCGAUUACAAACUCUGGUGAGUGAAUCUACCAACAUCCAUAGUACCUGCCCCUACAACACCUGUCCUUACAGUACCUGCCCCUACAACACCUGUCCUUACAGCACCUGCCAGCCUACUCCCAUAGUUUCAGUCACCUGGUCUCCGGCGGCCCAGUAUGGAAAAGUCUUCCUUGGACGAACCCAACGCCGCCUCGCCUCUAGUGGACCAACCUCCGCCGUACAGCGCGGAGGCUCCAGCUGGUCCGCAAACCACAGUGUACCAGUCGGCCCCGAUAACAGGCCAGCCGGCUCCGAUGACAGGCCAGUCGGCCACUGUGACGAUCCAGCCGGCCCCGAUCUUCGUGCAGCCGGCCAACACCAGCAAUGUUGUGGUGGUGGCUGCUACAGCCUGCCCUGCCUGCCGGGCGGGAGUGUUGCAGAGUGAGUUUACCUUGUGUGGUAUCUGCCUGGGUAUUUGGUUCUUCCCUCUGGGCCUCAUAUGUUGCUUCCUUAUGAGGGAAACCCGCUGCUCUAACUGCCGGGCUAGCUACUCCUAGAGGACUACAUGCUGCUUCGACGACGUCACCUGCUCCCAAGUGCUAGGAUGUCACCCACUUUAACAUUAUUAACCUUGUAUCCUCUUAGGAUAGAGCUCACAUAUUUAUCGCUUUGGAUGCUUCUCUCUGCGACACCUGCCAUAAUUAACCGGUAUCCUCAUAGGAUGCAAAUCACAUUCACAUCCUAGGAUGUCAUCUGCUCCUGAAGCAUUAUAAUUUUCCAGGCUGAGCAUGUCAUGAAGUCACCAUCUGUUUCAUGACCACCGUCCGCUCCUUGUUCACAUGUUCCUGGAACACAAGUACCGUCUUACGUGAAGUUAGCGAUGUGUGUACCAGGAAGAACCUGGUCCACACAUUACCUCUUAUUGUGAUGCAGACUCCCUGAGUUAUUGUGUCGGCUUAUAAUACCUUUAUUGCUACAAGGUAUACAGGUUAUAGCUGACAUCAGUGACAUACUACUAUAUAGAAAGCCGCUUGUUAUGCUGAGCAUCUCGGGCAAAUUAGGUCAAUUUUGUCCCAGGAUGCGACCCACACCAGUCAAUUAACACCCGAGUACACAUUUUAUAUGGAUGGGUGAACAUAGGCAACCGAUAUAAGGAAACACGCCCAAUGUUUCUACCCUCGCUGGGUAUCGAAUCUGGACACUUACCGUGUGAAGCGAGAGCUUUUGCCACCAGGCCACGGGGCACAUAGUUGCACUUGUGUUCUUUUACCUAACAUAUUAUCGAUAAUUCUACCAACAUUAAUAUAGUUAUUUAUAGUAUUUUCUCUUCUAUAAAAAACUGGGAGUCACAGAAGCAUCUGACGUCAUAUAGAGACAUAUAGCGUAGUACAUAGCGGUUUUAAGAUAUAAUACUCAAAUUCAUUAUACAAAUAACCAUCACAUAUGAGACUGAAACGUAUGACGAUGUUUCGGUCCGACCUGGAACAUUAAUUAGUCGUAGUAUUGUGCCUGUUUGUUCUGUAAUCAGAUUCUUGGUUGGGUAUGCGAGUAUGAGGGACAUGAUAGACAUGUGGAACAUGGAAGAUAAGAUAUGUGGCGAAUACGAGAUAUGACGAUACAAGCAGGAUGAGGACGAGUAAGUAACGUCAAUACGUCACUAGGAAAGGGCUAAUGACGGGUGAGUAACGUCAGUAUCGUCACCAGGAAAGAGCUCAGGACGAGUGAGUUUUUGUCUCUGUUGUCUCCCUUCGCUGUUGUCACACACCACAACAAGACCCCAUAAUACCCCACCUUCAAGUGUAUAAUGAAGAUAAGUCACACCUGGUCAGCUUGGGUCAUCCUGGCAUACUAACUCUCCCAGUAAAUAACCUCGAUAAUCUCUUCUACGUUGUAAUUAGUGUUGCCUCCCACAUACUCUGAUACUGAGUUACUCUGUAUCAGAGUAGCUCUGAUACAGAGUUUGCAGGUUCGAGUCCUGCUGUGGACAUAGAGACAAUGUUUGUAAAUAAUUUCGCCUGUUUGCGAAUUGUUAAGCAGGUGAAUAUGUAUAUAAUUCCGAAUGGUUAUAUUCAUAACUAUAAUUUUAAAGGGGGUGGACGGGUAAGCCAGUGGAAGGUCCCGGUCAGAAGACCAAACGCACCAGCUGUGGGUCAUCAUAUGACUAAGACCUGCGCCAGGAAACACUUGUUCUGUUUCCUGGCAAAUUUUCCCUAACCAAAGGCAGAGGCGAAGCUCACACGUUCACUGUGGUGGUUCCUUCUUACAAGGUUAUUAUCUGUUCUUCUGACUUAUCAGCUUGUUCGUGUAUGUGUCCUGGUUCCCGUCAUUCUAUUUUGAAACUGUUGUAGCAUAUAACAGAGUAGGUCGCUGCCUUGUGUUAUGAUCUAAAGAACUAUUAUCAGUGAUAAUAUCUGCAGAACUAUUAUCAGUGAUAAUAUCUACAGAACUAUUAUCAGUUAUAAUAUCUACAGAACUAUUAUCAGUGAUAAUAUCUACAGAACUAUUAUCAGUGAUAAUAUCUACAGAACUAUUAUCAGUGAUAAUAUCUACAGAACUAUUAUCAGUUAUAAUAUCUACAGAACUAUUAUCAGUUAUAAUAUCUGCGACACAAACAUGAAGUAAGAAUAUCGUAUUAUUCAGGAGAUUAUAAGAAAACUAUUCUUGGUUAUCAAUAUAUAUAUAUAUUUAGGAAUUACAUAAAUAUAAUAAAUAUUAUUCAACAAAAUAAAACAAGUGAAUAUUGAAA
Cherax quadricarinatus is the source of this 2745-nucleotide messenger RNA. NCBI's taxonomy places the organism in Eukaryota, Metazoa, Arthropoda, Malacostraca, Decapoda, Parastacidae. The record is from RefSeq and is a predicted model, not a curated record.